UCGUACUUCCUUGCAGAGGGAUGGCUGCGCUUCGGGCGGGCCCGGUAGCCCCGCAGCGUGCGCUGCUCUGGUAGCGGCUCGCAAGCGGGCGCGAUCCGGGCUCGCGGGUGCACAGGUACAGCCCACGCCUCCCUUGGCACCUCAGCACCUUCGGGGCGGGACUUGGGACGGUCUGAAAUCGGUCACAAUGGAGGCAGGCAAGCAGAUGCGCGUGUCUCGGCCAUACAAAAUCAGCGAGUCUUCAAAGGUGUACCACUGUCCCGACCACCCCACCACGGUGCUGCAGAGGCUGAACGAGCAGCGGCUGCACGGCCUCUUCUGCGACGUGGUCCUUGUGGUCGAAGAGCAGCAAGUGCCAGCCCACCGCAACCUUCUGGCUGUAUGCAGCGACUACUUCAACUCCAUGUUCACACUGGGCAUGCGCGAAGCUUUCCAGAAGGAGGUGGAGCUGGUGGGCACCUCCUACGUGGGGCUCAAGGCGGUGGUGGAUUUCCUCUACACCAGCGAGCUGGAACUGGACGGCAGCAACAUUGACUACAUCCUGGAGACGGCGCACCUGCUGCAGAUCUGGACGGUGGUGGACUUCUGCUGCGAGUACCUGGAGCAGGAGGUGAGCGAGGACAACUACCUAUACUUGCAGGAGCUGGCCUCCAUCUACAGCCUCAAGAGGCUUGACGCCUUCAUCGAUAGCUUCGUCCUGAGCCACUUCAGCACGCUGUCCUUCACGCCCGACUUCCUGCAGUCCAUUUCUGUGCAGAAGCUAUGUAUGUACCUGAGCAGUGGCCAGGUACAGCACAAGUGGGAAUAUGACCUGCUGCAGGCGGCUCUGCAGUGGCUCACGCAGCAGCCCGAGCGCGAGGUGCACACCUGCCGCGUGCUAGAGAACAUCCGCUUCCCCCUCUUCCCCGAGGACAUCCUGCUACAGCGGGUGAAGCUGGCCAUGGGCUCACUGCUGCCCAGCGAGGCCAACGGCGAGGGCUUUGUGGAAGAGGCCAUGCACUACCACAAUAGCCUAGUGGCCCAGCCUGUCCUGCAGACCAAGCGGACGCUGCUGCGUUCCGAGGAGUGCUUGCUCUUCGUGGGUGGUGAGGUCUCUGAGCGGUGUCUGGAGCUGAGCGAUGACACCUGCUACCUAGACACCAAGAACGAACAGUGGGUGAAGGAGACAUCCCUGCCGGCCCGCCGGAGCCACCAUUGUGUCGCUGUGCUGGGGGGCUUUAUCUUCAUUGCUGGUGGCAGCUUCUCGAGAGACAACGGAGGGAAUGCAGCCUCCAACCUUCUUUAUAGGUAUGACCCCCGCCAUAAACAGUGGAUCAAGGUGGCGUCCAUGAACCAGCGCCGCGUGGAUUUCUACCUAGCCUCCAUUGAAGACAUGCUGGUGGCCGUCGGUGGCCGGAACGAGAACGGAGCACUGUCUUCUGUAGAGACCUACAGCCCCAAGACCAACUCCUGGACAUUUGUGGCUGGCUUGCCAAGGUUCACCUAUGGCCACGCGGGCACCAUCUACAAAGACUUCGUGUACAUCUCAGGGGGCCAUGACUACCAGAUUGGCCCGUACCGCAAGAACCUGCUGUGCUAUGACCACCGGACGGAUGUGUGGGAGGAGAGGCGACCCAUGACAACAGCUCGAGGCUGGCACAGCAUGUGUAGCCUGGGCGACAGCAUCUAUUCCAUUGGGGGCAGCGACGACCACAUGGAGUCCAUGGAGCGCUUUGACGUGCUGGGCGUGGAGGCCUACAGCCCACAGUGUAACCAGUGGACUCGAGUGGCGCCGCUGCUGCAGGCCAACAGUGAGUCAGGCGUGGCCGUGUGGCAGGGCCGCAUCUACAUCCUGGGGGGCUACAGCUGGGAGAGCACGGCCUUCUCCAGAGCUGUGCAGGUGUAUGAUCAUGAGGCCAACAGAUGGAGCCGGGGUCCCGACCUCCCCAACGCCAUUGCGGGCGUGUCGGCCUGUGUGUGCGCCCUCAACCCAAGGCUGGAGGAAAAGAAGAGGAACAAGGACAAACGCCAGGACCGAGGUCAGUGACCCUGAGGCGCUCACAGAGGCGGACAUCUCCAUGAUUUCGCUCCUAGCAGCUCUUUGUACUUUUUUCAUUCCUGGACUUUCUAUGCUACCACAGUAAAGAAUAAUUAAAUAUUCUUUACAAUUUCACAUAUUAUCUUCUUUGAAUACUUACAUCAGGGACCUCAUGUCUGAAUAGACCUUCUUCCCAGGCCACACCACGCACUCCCGAAGGUCCCCGGGUCUGUCUCUGCCAACAGGAGCCUGCUCACAGGCUAUAUAGAAAUUUUUGCAGUAAAACUCAGGGUCUCCAAGGUCUGGGCCUUCCCCAAACCUGGCAAAACUCUCAUAUAGACACCUACUAUGUGCUGAGGGCCAGGAGGAGGCUGGUCCAGAGACUUGAGGUGUGAGCAUCAGCUGUAUUCUGUGUUCAGUUGUCGAAGGCAAGAGCAAGCACAUCUGUUGUGCAUUUAAAGACACGGGGACCCCAAGCUCCCUGGAGGAGCAGGCGAGACCUAGGGACUCUUGAUUGUCUUGUUGAAAGUUCCAUACCAGCUGGUUCUUUUCUGUACAGCGCCAUCUUCCCUGGCUGGUAAUCUUUGUGAACUCUAGUCGAGAUAGGUCAUUAAGGAAAAGGGGGCGGAGAAAUGGCAGGGAGGUGUUUUUCUGUACAGUGUUCUGUGGCGUGAGCUGCCCACCUCCUGACAUUAUCACAGUGAGCUCCCCAAAUCUACCUUUCUCUUCUCAGAAAUGAAAAGGCAGCCCUGUGACACUUCCAGUCAUCCCUCUGGGCUGGCCCUGCCAUCAGGAGCAUAAGUGAGCAUGCUGGUCUCCAAAAAACGUGGCUUAGUUCCCUCCCCAGCUCAGUAACCAUCCUGGCUCUGCCGGCUGCUUCUAAGUGGUUCUGCCAUGCUGGGAAGAUGCUGUUUCUCAAUCUC
Arvicanthis niloticus (Nile rat) is the source of this 2940-nucleotide messenger RNA. It is a transcript of the gene Klhl36, whose product is annotated as kelch like family member 36. Lineage: Eukaryota; Metazoa; Chordata; Mammalia; Rodentia; Muridae. The record is from RefSeq and is a predicted model, not a curated record. Gene Ontology annotation, molecular function: cullin family protein binding.